Messenger RNA from Loxodonta africana (African savanna elephant), 8115 nucleotides. It is a transcript of the gene GPR55, whose product is annotated as G protein-coupled receptor 55. Lineage: Eukaryota; Metazoa; Chordata; Mammalia; Proboscidea; Elephantidae. The record is from RefSeq and is a predicted model, not a curated record. The coding region runs from base 1018 to 1965 and encodes 315 amino acids. Gene Ontology annotation, biological process: positive regulation of Rho protein signal transduction; phospholipase C-activating G protein-coupled receptor signaling pathway. Gene Ontology annotation, molecular function: G protein-coupled receptor activity. The transcript has 5 exons. Gene Ontology annotation, cellular component: plasma membrane.
UGGGACACAGUUCCUUUCUUCUUCGCAAAGUUUUUCCAGGCCUUGGCACACAUGGUGGCUCUUGACUGUUUUUGGAAGCUCAGCGAGCGUGCAGAUACACUCUCCCAAGCCGACCUUCUAAUUCCGCUUGGGGGUGGGACCCCUCCAAAGCCCAUCUGCAGCCCCUGAGGCAGUGCCCUGGGUCAGAUGAGGCCAGUGCUGGAGCCCCCUAGACAGUGUCGGGUCCCACCCCCUCAUCUUGAAGAUGAGGAAGCUGAGGCCAGGAGGGGAAGUGACUCUCCCCAGCAGGCUGGCAGCCAGCCCAGAGCAGACCAUGACGAUUCGCAGCUCACUCAGAUGCACUGGACCACCUGUAGUUUGUUACAGUCUGCUGAUACAAUCUGUCUUUGCCUAUGGGUGGCACAAGCUGUUAAGCCCUUGGCUGUUAACCGAAAGUUUGAUGGUUCAAAUCCACCCAGAGGCACCUUGGAAGGAAGGCCUGAUGUACUUCCAAAAGAGCACAGCUACUGAAAACCCUACGGAACACAGUUCUACUCUGACACACACAUGGGGUUGCCCUGAGUUGGAAUUGGAAUUGGCUCAAUGAGAAGUCUCCAAGGCAGUUGGUUUGUUUAUUUCGUGGAUGUUCAAAAGGCUUUAUAUUAAGGACAUUUAAGAACCCCCACCUUCCAGGAACCAUGCUGCUGGUGAUCAACGAAGGUCGUCUCGCCCUUCAGCUCUAUUUAGGGACCUAUUUGCUUGGCCCAUGACCUUUCUCCAUUCAAUUUCAUUUCCCUCCUGGUAUGAGGCUGGAAUUUGUCCUCACUCAAAUCCUUCAGUGAGAUGAAAGGAUCCAGCUGGUCCUGUUGAAGAAAGACUGCCACACACUGCAGUGCUCUGUAAUUGCUACUCCACGAACACAAACUAUGGCAUGUUAAAGGGGAAGUGUUUAUUAUUCUUGACAAAGAUUUGAGCCCAUCAUUUCAGGAGGGUGAAAGGACCCUCAGCCAAUCUGUUGUUGGUGUCACAGGGAAGACCAUGAGCCCUCUAAACUGCUCCUUCACUGCUGUGGAUGAGCUGACAAAAGCUCUGCAGCUGGCAGUCCACAUCCCCACCUUCAUCCUGGGCUUAGUCCUCAACCUGCUGGCCAUCCGACGCUUCAGCUCCUUCCUGAGGAAGAGGCGGCCGGAUUAUGCUGCCACCUCCAUCUAUAUGAUCAACCUGGCGGUCUUUGACCUGCUGCUGGUGCUCUCCCUCCCGUUCAAGCUGGUGCUGUCCCACGUGCAGGCGCCCUUGCCUUCCUUCUGCACCACGAUCGAGUGCCUCUACUUCAUCAGCCUGUACGGCAGCAUCUUCACCAUUUGCUUCAUCAGCCUGGACCGCUUCUUGGCCAUCCAGUACCCACUCCUGGUCAGCCACCUCCGCUCGCCCAGGAAGAUUUUCAUGAUCUGCUGUGCCAUCUGGGUCCUCGUGUGGGUCGGGAGUAUCCCUAUCUACAGCUUCCACGGGGAAAUGGAAGAGUACACAUGCUUCCACAACAUGUCUGAUGGCACCUGGAGCCCAGAGAUCUUCUUCCCCUUGGAGGUGUUCGGGUUCCUUCUCCCCUUGGGCAUCGUUGCUUUCUGCUCCUCCAAGAGUAUUCACAUUCUCCUUGGCCGUCAGGACCACACUCAGGACUGGGUCCAGCAGAGGGCUUGCAUCUGGACCAUUGCGUCCAGCCUGGCUGUCUUUGUGGUCUCCUUUCUACCAGUGCACCUGGGUUUCUUCCUGCAGUUCCUGGUGAGGAACGGGUUUAUCCUGGAGUGCAGGGCUAAGCAGAACAUCAGCUUCUUCUUGCAAUUGUCCCUCUGUUUCUCCAACAUCAACUGCUGCCUGGAUGUUUUCUGCUACUACUUUGUCAUCAAAGAAUUCCGCGUGAACAUCAUGGCACACCGGCCUUCCAGGGCCCAGCUGUUCCUCCAGGACACCACGAUCACCAGGGACUGAGGGAAGAGAAGCCCUGCUCAGAGGAAGGAAACCCCAUCCCUGAAUUCCAGUAGCAGGUGUCUGUUCCAAAGUAUUUGACGUGAUGGGAUAUAUGGAUCACUAAUCACUGAGAUGCUUCCCCUUUCGAUGCUCAGUGAAAGCCAUCUUGGCUCAUUGUACCCCAAAGACCUUUCCUCUAAAUCCAGACAACUUGACUUGAAUCACCAAGUGUUUGGGGGAUUUCUGAAAAACCUGAGAAUCAGACAAAUUCUUGAGUUCUAAGUCCAAAAACUACGAGGCAGAAGAGUUGAGGAAGAAAAUGAGAUGACCAUAUGAACAAGACUACUUUUCAACUCUACCCUGUCUUUCUUUUAGACUAUGAAAUUCUAUAGGGGAAAAAAGAGAGAGAGAAAGAGGAGUUAGGAGAGGGAUUCAAGAGAAUCAGUCAUGGUGGAGGGUGUCCUGGGCAGAGAUGGAGGAGGAAGGAUCAAUCCCCCUUUCUAGCUUGGGGAAAAGAUUUCUACUUUCCCAUCCCUUCUGGAAGUCUCUUGGCCAACAACCUCAAAGAGAUGACAGCAAGUGGGAAUGUUAGAGGCAGAGCGAGUACACAGGACGGCCCCAAGUUUCCCAUGGGCCUUAGAAAGGCGUGGCUCGUCAGCCAAACCUUCCUAUGCCCACAAGAAAGACAUGCAAGGACUGAGGGGGUAGCAUGAACCAGUUCAUGGUAAAACUGUGGAUACUUUGUGGAAGCAAUGGGAAUAGAGCAGAAAGAGGUAGGUGACACCUGAGAGGGGACAGGAUACCCUUGGGGAAGGAAGCCAGAGUGUGAUGGAGGCUACCCUCUCCCAUCCCACUGCCAUCAGGGUGUUGCCUGCAUGGCGCUUUUGCAAUUGGCCCAGGGGAGGAGGGAUUGUGAAAGAAUAUCCUGGGUGAGGGUAAAUAGGGAAUGUGACCAGCUUUCUAUCUUGAACAGACCAAGGUGUUCAUUGGACUCAGUUUCUGUGAAAACAAUUAGAAAGACCCAGGCUUGGUUCAGUUCAGCCACAGGACAAUGAAGGUGAGUUUUCUUUGCACAUCUGAGUCCUGGCAGUGGAGCUGGCCCUGGGUGCACUACCUAUGGAGCUGCCCCUCUCCAGUGCCUAGGAGUGAGAAAAUGAGUCAGCCAGGAACUGGGGGGCCAUUUUGUUCCCAAGAUACAAAAACCUGGCUUUGAGAAAGAUAGCAACAGGGUUUUUGGCAGAACUUGGUUGGAAACUGUAAACAAUUGGAUCCCUGCUUGGAUUGGGCUCUGAACAAUCUAAAGAAGGAGGCACAGUCACAGCCCAAGGCCUUCAGAUGACUCAGCUAUUCCAAUGAGUCAAACGAUUGUAAGGAUAAAUUGUGGGGUAGGCAGAAUGAGUGGGAGGAGAUAACAGCUGAGCCUUAAUGUAGACAAAGUGAAAGUCUUGGGAAGAAAAGCAGCCCUGUUCUACCUGUGGGGUAGGAGGCUUUGAUGCCAAGUGGUGGCCAAAGACCUGUGGGGGCCAUUUAGAUAAAACCCAAGACCUGCUGGGGAGGGGGCUGAGCAAUCACCUGGGCUUGAAGUCCUGGGGCUGGCUCUGGGAGGGGUGUGAGGAUGGUGGUGGGGGAGGGGAUGGGCAGGAAGAGCUGAGGGCAGAGUUGCUUCCUGCCUGAGAACCUCAUUUCCCCAACUAGACUGACAGCCAUUCAAGGGCAGGAGCCCCCUCUUCUCCUGCUGCCACCAGCCCCUGACUCCCUCUUCUGGGUGCACUCCAGAGGCCUUGUGUGUGGCUGGAGUGAAGGGUGAAGAAAAACGGGUCAGUGAAGGGGUAGACGUGGUGUGGCGGGGUAACUGCGGCCAGGACAAAAGACUCCGGCCCUCAGAAGGGCCCUCCAGGAACCCGGAAUGAGGCAGAGUUCUGCCCCACUGCCCCUCACCCUGGACACUCUUCUUCUGCCUGCCUUCCUUCGGCUGCCCAUCCCACUGCCAAGGGGCACAGAGAUGCCAACUGUGCUACUUCUAAAGACUCAGACUGUCAUAGAAAACAGGACUUUUGGGGCUGGAUUAGGGUCUGGGACUCAGAGCCCAUGGGUGGGUGGAGUUAGGGACUGCUCCUGCUUCAACUUCUCUCUUUGCAUUUGGAGCUUGGAGUUCGCCCUGGUGGAGGUGAAUGGCUCUCUUCAUGUUGCACUGUGUCUAUGAUAUACAGUGGUGACCAGACCACUCACCAUCCCAGCAAUGCUCAAACAUAAAGUCAUGUCUGUGGGCAGCUUGGCUCUCCCUGAGCCAGGUAACAGAGAGGGCUCUAGAUGCCUGAGAGGAGGAUCACCAUAAAGGGUGGGCAGUCUAGAUAGAUCCACGAGCUGGGUCCUCUUCUACGUAGAUCCAUGAACUAGGUCUUCUUUUAGAUAGAUCUAUCAGCUGGGUCUUCUUCUAGAUAGAUCCACCAGCUGAGUCUUCUAGACAGAUCCACCAGCUGUGUUUUCUUCUAGAUAGAUCCACCAGCUGGGUCUUCUUCUAGCUAGAUCUACCAACUCAGUCUUCUUCUAGAAAGAUCCACAAGCUAUUGGCAUAGGUCCAUGGAGGGGUGCAGCAGUCUUGGUUGAAAUGGCAACUGUGGGCCUGUGGGUGAGGUUUGGAGACCUUUUGACUGAUCCCAAUAUCCUGAGGGGAGGAGAAGACCUCCUCUCUAUCACCAUGGGGACUCAUCCUGCCCUGUGAAUCAGAGAACUCAUCAGGGCCGAAGGAAGCAAGGCACAGGCUGAAUGCUGCAGUCCAGAGUGGCUGUUCUGUGGAAGGUCCACGUUCUGGUCUCCUGUAUCUGAAAUGCCACUGAGCCUGGCCCACAAUUGGCAGUGGGGCCCAGCAGGCACAGAAGGGGGCAGAGCACCACCUCCAGGUGAGCAAGCAGCUGAGGGCCUACCCCCCAAGCAAGCAGCAGCUAGUGAGUCGGGGGCCCCCUGCCAAACUUUCUGUUACUAAAGCCAGUGGUGGCUUGAAGAAGUUAUUAGGGCAUAAACGUGGCCAUAUUUAUCCUAGACUGGGAAAGCUGAGACACACCUGUUACAUGGGCAUUUGUGAAACCAGCAUAAUUAAUUGGAAUAAACAAUUCAAUUCAUCUGGUUUACCAAAUAAAGCAACUUGUAUGAUGUCAUGUGACCUCGUCUGGUUCCAGAGAAGGGCUGGGCCCCUCAUGGCCCUUGCCAGAUGACCCAACACUCUUGGUCCUUUCAGUAGUCACCUGGAAAUGGAGCCUGAGGCCACAGGAAACAGGUACUCAUGCGUGCUCCUGAGCAUGACAGUGGCUUGUCCCUGGUGGCCAGGAGCCAGACCCCACCUGUCCCCACCACAGUCCCUCCCCUCUCCCCAACCUCCGCUCACUGUCUAUACCAUACUACCAUGACCACUAGAGCUUCCUUCUAAGGUCCUAGGUCCACAUACACCAUAUGGCCCAGCACAAGAGACCUGCUAGCCUCCAAGGAACUAAAGACCCAGAGUCAGCUCUGCAGGGGUCCUCUGCUGGUGACCCCUCCCUUCCCUGACCACCUACAAGGCAGUCCGACUCUCCAGGUUAGAUCUGAAUUUUUCCCCUUGGUUCCUUACAUGUGAAUCUUGCCAACCAGUCCAGAGCUCCUGGAGAGUGUGAGCUGCUAGGUCAUGGCCCGGGCCACCCCUUUCUUCUGAGUGCCCCCUAAUCCUGAGGACAGCCUGGUCACACCCCGGUGUCAUCUGCUAUGGAGCCAGGAGCCAAUGCACAUCCAGGCCAUGCCCUAGACAGGGUUUGACUUGGAAAAUGCCAGCCCACACGCUGCAUAUAUUAACUAUAUUCCUUUUCAGUCACCUCUCAGGGGCCCUAUGGGAGCCCUGCUGGUGCAGUUGUUAAGAGCUCCGCUGCUAACUAAAAGGUUGGCAGUUAGAAUUCACCGGUCACUCCUUGGAAACCCUAUGGGGUAGUUCUACUCUGUCCUAUAGGGUCGCUAUGAGUUGAAAUCAGCUCCAUGGCAACGGGUUUUUGGUUGGGACCGUAUGAAGCUGAAAGUCAUCAUAUUAAUGCUAUGUUGCUGCUUGUUGUUGCUGUUAUUAGCUGCUGCUGAGUCGGCCCCUGAUUCAUGUGAAGCCACGCACAACAGAACAAAACAGUGCUGGGUCCUGCGCCAUCCCUGUGAUCAGCUGGGGAUCGGACUGUUGUGAUCCAUAGGGUUUUCAUUGGCUGAUUUUUUAAAGUAGGUGGCCAGGCCUUUCUUCCUAGUCUGUCUUAAUCUGGAAGCUCUGCUGAACACUGUUUAGCUUCAUAGCAACAUGCAAGCCUCCACUGACAGACACUUGGCUGUACAUGAGGUGCACUGGCCAGGAACUGAACCUGGGUCUCCACAUGGAAGGUGGGAAUUCUACCAGUGAAUCACUACUAGUGUCCCCUCUGUAACUGCUAUGGGUUACUAGUGAUAUUUGGAAUAGUAAGAUCACCCUGUAGCAGCAAGCUGCCAUAAAUAAAUAGUAAUGGCAUAGGUGUUUGGAACGACUGAGACCUGUAGACAACUGUAGAGACUAACAGAAGUUAAAGGAAUUUUGUCAAUAGAUCAAUGAGGAAAGAAACUGGGAAGAGCAACCCCUGUGGGUGUGAGCAGAGGCUGGUGUGCACGACAAUCCUGAGGCGGGGAUGGAGGCAUUCCUGGGUGGAGACCCCAAACCCCCUGGUUGGUAGGGCGUGCUGUGCACAGGCACUUCCCACAGCCAAGGGAAGGCAGGCUGGGGCCAUGGUGAGCCCCACUGCUAAGGAGGACAAGGACUCAAAGACCCACAAAGUGGCGCUUUGGAGCUUCCUCUCAAAGGGCCAUCACAGCCACCUUGCGCUCCUUGCCAACCGGGGCAGGGAAUGGACAUCCCAGGGAGUGCGCACAGCAGGUCAAGGAUGGGCUCCAGGAGCUAGAAGCGGAGGCUAAACCAGACCUCCCUGCCUCCACUUCAGGCCUGAGACCCCGUCCUAGGCCAACAGCUUGCAAGACGCACCCUCCUCCUGGUGCUAGCAGCAGGCGGGACUCAAUGGUGUCUUGAUUGUGACCCACGACAAGACCAAGAUGUGGCCCCGUGUGCUUUGAAGUCACGGGGAGCGUAGGAUCAGAAGCAUUGUCACUUCAAACCUCGAAGUCGGCUUUGCAUGGUGGAGGGGCCCUGAGUUCACCUUUGAGGCCUCCAACACCCCUUUGUUCUGGGGUUGUCACUAGGGCAAGUGUGAGAAAUGCUUCCUGCAAGGGGGGAUGUUGAGACCUGUGGUUCCACAGGGUGCAGUGCGGUUAUACGAAGUGUCUAGGGUGCUGCCAAUGUGGCGUCUCUGCAAAGUAUGUCCCCUCUGAGAAGCCCUUCUUUUCUCAUGACACCCUGGACUGUACCACCACCAGAUGGCUGCCCACAAGCACGCACCUGAGUCCUUGUGCCACUGCAUCUUGUAGGCUGGGAGUGGCGAUCACAGGUAAUUGGGAAAGGUGCAAAGCUGGGACGUCCCCUUUAGCCAGCACCAAGUCCUGCCCAGGCAUCGGACCAGAAGUGGCCAGACCCAGAUAAUCCAAAUAGUUGAGUUUCACAGAUGGCUCAUAUAAGUCUCAAUGACCCUGACUUGGGGAAGAUACUGAUGUCCAAUGACCCCAUAUAUAUACCUUUACAGGGAGGAGUCCCUGGGUGGUACAAAUAGUUAAUGUGCUCAGCUGCUAACCAAAAGGCUGUAGGUUUGAGUCUUCCCAGAGGCACCUCAGAAGAAAGGCCUGGAGACCUAUAUCCCCCAAAAUCAGUCACUGAAACACCUGUGGAGCACAGUUCUACACUGACACACGCAUAGUUGCCGUAAGUCGAAAUUGGCUGGACGGCAACUUAAAGAGGAAGAGAGAGCGAUUGAUGACAUUUAUUUAUUUUAAGGAAUUGGUUCAUGUGAUUAUGGGAUUGGUAGGUCUGAAAUUUGCAGGCAGGCAGGCAGGCAGGCUGGACACCUAGGCAGGAUUUCUAUGUUACAGUCUCAAGGCCGAAUUCCAUCUUCUCCCAGAAACUUCAUUUUUUCCUCUUAAGACCUUCAACUGAUUGGAUGAGGCCCGCCCAUGUUAACAAGAGUAAUCUCCUUUAGAGUCAGCUGAUUAUAGAUGUUAACUACACCUACAAAAUACUUUCACAGCAACAUCUAGUGU